AUGUUAUUAACCAUCUUCGUACAUUUCAGCGUAUUCAUCCUCGUAUCCGGAUCACACAUCCUCCUACAGAAACGCCAAGGAAGCUUCGACAUCACCCGCAGCGGCCGCUACACCAUCGCCAACUGCGGCAACCGUGACGCGGCAGGUCUCGUCAACCUCCUCGAAACCCUCUGGGCAAUCCUACAACCCUCGAUCCGUGACUCCUCCCUCCCCAUCAGUCCCCCUAGCCCAGCCUUCCGCACCUUCUUCCACUCCGCAACCAACGCCCCGUACGUGAGACAGCUCCUUACGAACGUGACCACCGGCGUCUCUCUCUACCCACCCGAGCAACCUUUCCAUCAGACAGGCUCGCCGCUUUUCAUCUGCGCGACAGGCGUCGGGCAAAUCGUCGGCAAGCGCGGCGGGAUAGACUACUAUUACCAAUGCCUGCUGGAUCCCUACAAUAGUUUUAUCGCAAUCGGCGGCACGCCUUACAUCGUCGUAUGCCCCUAUCUCUUCUCGAGCGGGGUCCCGGACUCGCCCCCAGCGGACACUUGCCUGACGGUCAAUACUUCCGUCAAUCGAUUCCGGGGCAUGGGGCUGGACUUUGCGAAGUUCAAGGUCUGGGCUCUGUUGGAGGGCAUACUAAGGUAUUACAUUUACGCCACGACGGGAUCCUCGGGCAUCUUUGCGACGGAUGUGAAUAAAUGCGUGAGGUUGGGGUCAAGGCAGAUGGUCGAGAACCCGAGUAAUUAUGUUUACUAUACUGCUAGUAUCUACGGCCAAUGUCGAGAUUUCCCAGACCUCUCCGAGCCUAGGCGUAGACCACUAGAGAAUACAACGCUACCAGAUCCAAUCCACGCUGAUGAUGAACGUCCAAAUACGACGAGCUCUACUGUUUUUGCUGUCUCUGGUCAGGCUGUAGUGGUGGACCCGUCGGGUAGCAUGGACAUAUAG
This is a messenger RNA of Letharia lupina, 936 nucleotides long. RefSeq lists its product as uncharacterized. Bases 1 to 936 code for a protein of 311 amino acids. The record is from RefSeq and is a predicted model, not a curated record. Lineage: Eukaryota; Fungi; Ascomycota; Lecanoromycetes; Lecanorales; Parmeliaceae. The transcript has 3 exons.